GCCAGCAGCACACAUGCACGAGAUCCGAAUUCUGCCAUCCCGAUGAUACAAUUAUUGGCUUCAUGAGACGUUUGCAGAGAAGAUGGCUUGGCUUUGCAUUAGUCAAUGCAGAGUUGCCAAUUGCCUGACUUUGAAAUGUUUUCAGGUUCAAAGCUUGGCAAUUCCCCAAGACUUUCUUCAGCCUCUAGGGUCAGGUAUCGUCAGGUCACCUUCAACUUUACUACAAAGAUCGCCAGUUUGGUUUUAAUGAUUCGCGAGUGUGAUAUUUGGAUGAAAUUGUGCUGAAAGUGUCAGCAAUGGUCCCCAAGAUUUUCUUGAUAUGGCUCGCCAUAUUCGCGCAAGUAUCACUACAAUGGGGCCCGCAUCCGCUAGAGAGUUCCCUACCAGCGACAAGUCCUUCGUAUGGGCAUUAUUCGGAAUUUAACACUCCCUGCGAGGAAUCAGAAACGGCUGCAAAGUCCUCGCCGACUUCGUGGGGAACUCCCUCAACUCCAGGAUGCCCUACUCUGUCAAUCACGGAAUACCGAACAAUAUAUAUCACGACUCAGAUAAUAGAGACUGAUACUAUUAACGGGCCUCCUGUGACCAUCACAACCACAGAAUCAGGUACAUGCUUCACUGGCACUGCAGUAAUCACUUAUCGCGAUACUGUGCUGGUCACAAAAACUCUUCCAGGUUACACCAUUACGACAACUAGUGUAAGCACGCUUACCACGUUUGCUUGCCAAGCUGGAACGACUUAUGUGACGAACAAUAACUAUGGAAACUUUACUACAACUGUAGAAUAUUGCCACUCAGGCUCGCACUCAGGCUCACAUUCAAGGUCCCAUUCAUGUCCAACAUUGCCAUCUUCAUGUCCCACGCUUCCAACGGCAUGUGCAACCGUCACCAGCAUAUCUGAUAUUUUCAGCACCACGACAGUUACCCAGAGUCAGAGCGUGAGUUGCGCCACUUCGUGCGCAACAACGUGUUCACCAACAACUGUCUACACCUGCUCGACGACCGGAUCAUCGUUCUCAAGCACGAGUGGUAGCACCACUUGUUCACCAACAACUGUCUACACCUGCUCGACGACCGGAUCAUCAUUCUCAAGCAUGAGUGGCAGCACCACUUGUUCACCAACAACUGUCUACUCCUGCACAAUCACAAGUAGCAGCAGCACAAACUCAUGCGGAACCUGCACACUCUGCCCCACGAUUUCCCUGAACACAACAACCACCUCAACCUGCACAGGAUCAACCUGCUUGCAAACCGCAUCAUCUACCCUUCCCCCUCCAGAUCCCCAAUGCCACGACUGGUUUGUGCUCUUCGUCCUCUUCGUAAUCCUGUUCAUUAUCACCUUCUUGUUCCUGUGCGGACUUGCAUUUUGGCAUUGGAGAUUGAGACGCCAUUGCCGCUGCAUUGUGUGCUCGUUUAUGGCGUAUGACUGCACUUGUGCUGCGGGACCAACGUUGCCAUAUGGCGGGGCUCCUGCUCCUGCUCCCGCUCCCGCUCCCGGUCCCGCUCCGGCCCCUGCUCCUGGGCCUGGAGGUGAUGGGGACGGUGGAGGAUAUGGAGGGGCAUCUUGAACUCAAUGACUUAUAUGUAGUUUCUUUCUCAAAUCCUAGAUAGCUUCGAUAGCUUCGUCAAACAGUGUUGAGAAGGGUAUUUCGGUAGUUAAGCUAAUACCGCGGAGGAGUUUUCUUACGAUAUUUCACGGUUCAUGAUGCCACGGUCGGUCGAGUGCUAUAUUGUUCCUAGGCUAUGUAGUAAAUAAUAAUGAAUAAUGUUGUGAAAGCCCCCGCACUAACGGUCAUUCAGAUAUCUUGUAUACGAAGGUGACGGGCGUUAAAAAUCGUCCAUCUGCAGAGUGCGCGCGAGAACAUUAAAAUCGCCUUGUGCGGAAAGUCGCACUAAUCCCUAACGCAAUGCCAAAAACUUUCUAUAAGAGUUUCAUAUAAUAGAAAAAUAGC
Molecule: messenger RNA, 1952 nt
Organism: Hyaloscypha bicolor E
Lineage: Eukaryota; Fungi; Ascomycota; Leotiomycetes; Helotiales; Hyaloscyphaceae
Exons: 2
Coding region: 297-1568 (423 amino acids)
Source: RefSeq, a predicted model, not a curated record